Laccaria bicolor S238N-H82 is the source of this 1707-nucleotide messenger RNA. RefSeq lists its product as uncharacterized. Bases 1 to 1707 code for a protein of 568 amino acids. The record is from RefSeq and is a predicted model, not a curated record. Gene Ontology annotation, molecular function: mRNA binding. The transcript is spliced from 12 exons. NCBI's taxonomy places the organism in Eukaryota, Fungi, Basidiomycota, Agaricomycetes, Agaricales, Hydnangiaceae. Gene Ontology annotation, cellular component: cytoplasm; nucleus.
AUGGACGUCGACAUGAAGAACAAAGAUGACGGCGAAGACAAAGGCAUCAUUGUGCCCACAAGCAGCAGCGGUAGGGAGAGGGACAGGGAUCGUGAUUAUGACCGUGAAAAGGAUAGGGACCGCGACCGUGACCAUGACCGUGAUAGAGAUAGGCGGGACCGCGACAAGGACAGGGAUCGUGACCGCGACAGGCGAGAGCCGGGUCGCGCCCGUCCUCGAGUAGGCGACCAUUGGGAACCAGACAGGCGCAAUGGCGAUCGUCGAAAACGUUCCAGGACCCGUUCUCGUUCGCGUUCGAGGCGUCGUUCCGCUUCACCGCGUCGACGCCGUCGUUCUCGUUCCCGAACCCGUUCUCGGUCCCCACGGUCGCGCAGCCGCUCCAGGAGUCGCGACCGGAAGCCUGCCGAUGCGUUUGCGCGCUCCCUAGGUGGCCCAAUGAAUGCCGAUCACGAAGAAGCGGUCGAGUUUGCCAAGAUCAGCAAGAGAGAAAACCGGGUUUACGUCGGCAACCUCAGCUACGAGGUCAAGUACCGAGACUUAAUGGAAUUCAUGAGGGGAGCUGGUGAGGUCCUCUUCGCCGAAGUACUCGUCACACCUACCGGAGUAUCCAAAGGAUGCGGCAUCGUCGAGUUUGCCUCGCAAGAAGACGCCCAACGAGCAGUCCGUGAACUGUCGGAACAACCUCUUCUUGGUCGACCGGUUUUCAUCAGAGAGGAUCGUGAAACAGAGGCCCGCUUUGGUGCCACCCCAGUUCCAGGUAAAAUUGGGAUGGCGAUGGCUGGUCAAGGGCUGCAUGCUGCACCCCCUCCAAGACCUCCUUCCCACAACUACUUUGGCACUCAAGCCAACCCAGGCAACCAACUUUAUGUUGGCAAUCUCCCCUACCAAGCAGGUUGGCAGGAUUUGAAAGACCUUUUCCGAACCGCCGGGAACAUCAUUCGCGCUGAUAUCAACAUCGGUGCAGACGGGCGUCCCAAAGGUUCAGGAACUGUCGUCUUUGAAACUCCCAAAGACGCCCAGCAGGCAAUUAGCAUGUACCACGGCUUCGACUGGUACGGCCGCACCCUCGAAGUCCGAGAGGACCGUUAUGCCGGUCUCUCCGGCUCAGGUGGCUUCCGUGGUGGUGCGCCCCGCGGACUGGGUCGCGGUCUGCGCGGAGGUUUCAGAGGUGGGUUUAGAGGCGGCUUCCGUGGAGGAGGAUAUGCUGGAGCUGGUGGUGGUUCCGGGCGGGACUUCUCCAACCAAGAUAUCUAUGCCGACUAUUCUGGCCCAGAUCAAAGCGCUGCAGCCCCUGUUGCUGGUGCAGGGAUGAGGAUGGAUGCGUACGGAGCGGGACAGGGUGGUGGUGGUUAUGGUGGCCCUGCUGGAUAUGGUGGUGGUGGGGGAUAUGCAGAUGCGGAGCCUAGUCAGCAAAUCAUGGUUCGCAAUUUGCCCUGGUCGACGGCCAACGAAGAUUUGGUGGAAUUGUUCGAGACUACCGGCCAGGUCGAGUUGGCGGAGAUUCUAUUCGAUGGAACCCGCUCGAAGGGCUGUGGUGUCGUUCAGUUUGCACAGGUUCCGGAAGCUGAGACGGCUAUCGCCAAAUUCCAGCACUAUAUGUAUGGUGGUCGUCCUUUGGACGUGCGCUUCAAUGAUCGCUGGCACACAUUCACCCCUUCCGCGGCGAAGGGUGGUCAGGUUGCACCCAUGCAAGCUGAUAUGGUUUAG